UUUAAAUAUAGAAACACAUAUUGAUCAUAACACAUUAUACCCGUUACGCUGAUCUGAGCAUGCGGAUGUUUAACUUGACAACAUAAAACCAUUUACUUAAUAUUUGUAUAUUUUAAACUUUAUUCGCCGGCAUUACUAGAUUGGAAUCUUAAUGAGGAAGAUAAUAAUAGAGCUUGGAUAAAUGAAACGCUACAAAGUCGUGUAAGUCACGAAUUGGACAGGGCUUAUUUUAAGAUUUCGAUUACAAACAUUCAAUAAUUUAUGGUCUGGAAGAACGCACGUAUUGAUUACAACGUCAACUACCAAAAUGGCGUACUCUGCUUCAUCUUUUCAAUUUGGUUAUGUCGAAACUACAGUUCCAGAGUCUGAUUUCAAGAAUCUGACAAUGGAUGAAAAGCAUGAUGGUGUCUGUCAACCGUGCUCCAUUUUAAUGAAAACACGUGUAGCAACGCUGUACUGUUUUGACUGUGACGAAAGAUUCUGCGAGCAAUGUGGAAGUAUUCACAAACAGUCCAAACUGAGCCGAGGUCACCGGAUGUGUAGGCAAGAAGAAGCGCCACCGAGCGAGGCUAUCGAGGAAUUAAAAAGAUUAUCGACGUGUACCGAUCAUAAUGAGGAGUACGAGUAUAUUUGCAUCGAUCACGACGCAUUAUGCUGUGGAAAGUGCGUUAAUACAGGUCACAGGCGGUGCCGACGCCUUGAAACUAUAUCUGAUCAUAUCAAAAACGAAAGCAAGAGGGGAAACAAACUAAAAACGAUAAUAGAAAAAUGUAUCGGUCUUACGAAGGCUACGGAUGAAAUAUUAGAUACCAUUGAAAGCCAUAAAACAUCUCUUCGCCAGUCUGAGGCGUUUGCAAUGCAAACUUUUAGAACAGCCAAGACGAAAAUUCUUUCUGCACUAGAAGACCUCGAGCAAAGUUUUAUAGUACAAAUUUCGCAACAGAAGGCUGAAAUCGAAUCAGAAGUUCGUAAAAACGCACGAGAAGUUGAUCGCAUUAAGCGAGAUAUAAAUCAGAAUAGAAAGAAGUCUCAAAUUGUCGUCGAUUAUGGAAGGGACGUUCAUAAAUUUCAAAGGUUUCGAAACCUAAAGAAAUCAGUCAUUCCGCAAUUGACUGCGUCCACACAACGCCUGAAAAACUCUUAUCAGAGAAAACUGCUGUAUUGCAACAAACACAUGUCUUUAGAUGAACUGGCAUCCGACAUAAAGGAAUGCCUGUCGGUGUCCACCGAUAUCCAAGCUCGCGAUGGUGAAAUGUCUUCUUGUUAUAACAAUAAUUGGACUCGGUAAAACAAAAAAUAUGGAAUAGUUGGACAUUUUUCGUUUUAAGAUAAUUAAAAGGAGCAGAGUUUCGUUUUUGUAUAAUUUCCUUGUGGGCUAUAUACAUAUUUAAAUAUAUAUUUAUGUGUAGGUCAAAUUUAAUAACGUUACCAGGUAGAAGUAUUUCAUAUCAAAGUACUAGUAUAUACUGAUAUGAACGAAUCGGCAUACUGUUUCCUUGUACGAAGAUAUUUCUUCUUUUAGUUCUUAAAUUAUUCAGAUAAGUGACAUUUAUCGAUCAUGUUAGCGAUGUAAUUCAUUGGUAAUUAAAUGGCUUCAGGCAAUAGUAACACAACGUUAAAUGAUUGUUUAUAAACUAAUGUUUAAUCUUAUUGAAACGGAUAGCUAUGCGAUCUUUCAUUUGCAGUAUUUAUUGCAUAAUUUACAGAGCCAUAUAUUUGAUUUAAAUCGGCAUUACUAAUUACAGUAAUUUGUUCGUUAAACAUUGGUUGAAGCGUGAAAGUUCAUAUUGACGACGGCCCUAUUGGCAUAGUCCAGCUAGUUAUAGAAACAAACUAUGGACAUAUUACUCUGUUAGAAUGGUUCCGGUCAAGUGAUCAUGGCGGACAUUUCGAAACAAAAAUAGUUCUUAUGAAAAAAUACGAUUUAAACUUUUAACGUUAGAUAACCAAGUCAAAUUUGUGGACAAGAUAAAACAAACAACAGACAAGAUAAAAACAGUCUUUAUUUUGUUUCUCGUUUUCUUGUAAUUUGACAUGUAUCAUUGUGACCAUAUUUAUUAUUUGGCAUAUCAUGUUUUGUCAAGAUACUGUAAUUUACAUUUUACGACAAUGAACUUCUCUGUCUGUCUGUUUGAUAAAUUCUUUGCCGAU
Mya arenaria is the source of this 2151-nucleotide messenger RNA. RefSeq names its product probable RING finger protein 207 homolog. NCBI's taxonomy places the organism in Eukaryota, Metazoa, Mollusca, Bivalvia, Myida, Myidae. The record is from RefSeq and is a predicted model, not a curated record. The coding region runs from base 308 to 1288 and encodes 326 amino acids. The transcript has a single exon. Gene Ontology annotation, molecular function: zinc ion binding.